CUACCCAGCGCCGAGGUGAACUUGCAAACACUUUUUCGGGAGGACAAUUAAGAGAGGAAGCUGAUUUGUGAAAGUGAGGAAAGGCGGAGCCUCUGUACGUAUUUAGAGGUGAAACAUCCCGGGUCCUUUUGCACCUGCUCCAGGUCAGUUAGCACAGCUUUUGGGAUGAUGCUCCACAGACACUGAUGUCAACUUCGAUUCAUAUGACGACUUGACCAACUCCAGGAAGCAGAAACCUCCUCUCCUCCCACCUCCUCUGUUUUUCCCUUUUCUGUCUCUCCAUCUACCUCUCUCUCUCUCUCUCUCUCUCUCUCUCUCUCUCCUCUCUCUCCUCCCCCUCUCUCCCUCUUUCCCUCUGUGUUUUUCUCCAGAGACCUCAAGUUUUUGAACACCACACUGUUCUUACCUACUGGCCCUCCACCCCACACACACAAACAGAGAGAAGCGAAGGAGCCAUGUCUCCUCUUGGUUUACCCCUGUUGGCUGUACUGGUCAGUGUGGCCCUGUGCCAGUAUGACUACGACUACCAGCCUCAUUCCAUGCUGGGACCCUCAGGGCCCAACUGUAAUCAAGAAUGCGAGUGCCCCGUCCUCUUCCCCUCUGCCAUGUAUUGUGACAGCCGCAAGCUCAAGUCCGUUCCCGUAGUCCCGACAGGUAUCAAGUACCUGUACCUCCAGAACAACCAGAUUGAAGAGAUCAAGGCUGGAGUGUUUGAUAACGUUACUGCUGAACUACGCUGGCUCAUACUUGACAACAACCAUAUCACCAAUGCUAAAGUAGAAAAGGGAACAAUUGACAAACUCACCGGCCUGGAGAAGCUAUAUUUCAGCUACAACAACCUCACAGAGCCAAUCAUCCCUCCCUCAAAGUCCCUCGAAGAGCUGAAGAUGACACACAACAAGUUCUCCAAGUUCCCCUCUGGACUUCUGUCCGACAAAGAGAAUUUGACCUCCGUCAACCUUCAGUUCAAUCAGUUAACCUCUGACGCCAUCUCUGGGGCUUUCAAAGGGCUGAAGAAGUUGCUGUCUCUGGAUGUGAGCCACAACAAGCUGAAGAAGCUGCCAGCCGGUGUCCCCAGCUCACUGGAAAUCCUCUACGCUGACUACAACGACAUCGACAGUGUUGGAGCCGGAUACCUGAACAAGCUGCCGUCGCUGCAGUACCUAAGGAUCUCCCACAACAAGCUAGCGGACGCCGGGAUCCCUGCUGGAGUUUUCAAUGUGUCGUCACUGCUGGAGCUGGACCUGUCGUUCAACCGGCUGCAGUCCGUCCCUGAGAUCCACCGUCAGCUGGAGCACCUCUACCUGCAGGCCAACGAGAUCAGCAAGAUCGACAUGUCAAGAUUGUGCAAGUUCGUUGAUUACCUCACGUUUUCCCAUCUGAAGACUCUGCGUCUGGACGGCAACAACGUCACACACAGCGACAUGCCCUCUGACGCGGUCAACUGUCUGCGCCAAGCUUCAGAGAUCCUGUUUCAUUAAGGACCUCCCUCCAACCUAUGCCCUUCAUGAUAUGAUUCAAAUCCAGGGUAUUAAAUGGUAUCUUCAUCGGUAAGAUACACACGAAUCUUCAACUAAUCUAAAUUGGGGCAAAUUGGAAAAUUUUGAGUCAAAAAACUUUAAUAAAAAAAGUCAACUACGAAAAAACAACAUAAAAAGUACAUUAACGAAAAAGUUGUAUAAAUAUAAAUCAAUGUUUAUGCUUUUAUUAAAGACACACACACUUUAAACAUUCCUAACUUGUAUUCGAAUUGAGAUUUAACGGAGUAAGCAGCGGCUAAAGUUCUCCACAGUCUCUUUUCAGUUGUUGCGUCAUUUUGUUGUCCGUCUUGUGUGUUCCAGUGUUUAGCAUGUAGAAUAUAAUAUGGGUACAAUGAUGAAUCCAUUGCUGUGCAAAGGACCAGCUAUAAUGAGGAUUGCGUACUCUGUGUUUUAUGCCUUUGGGGAGAAAUGAUGAUCAAAUUGUAAAAUAGUUGCAGUUGAAUUUUUUUUGGGGGGGGGAUUCCGGAGUUAACCCCUUGUUUGUCAAUAUUUACCAACUUAAAACUCGAUAUCUUGAUGCAAAUGAGUCCCAGAGAUUGACUUGAUUGAUCGUCUUUCCUGUGGUGAGAAUAAAAAAAUAUCCAGUGUCUUUUGGGAAUCACUUCAAACCCUAAACCAGAGCAGGAUUUCCAGGUUCCUGGUGUCGGAAAUGAAAUGAAUGACACUGGCGUUGACCUCAAAAACACGUCCGCUGACUGAAUGUCUCUUUUACUUUUCAGAAAUCACGAGUCAGAUUGUUUCUUCGUACGACUUUAACUCCUCGCUGUCCCCUGUCCAUGUGCAUCACUGCUUUGUAUACUACAUUCGUGCUUCUUGCAUGCAUCCCAUGGUACCAUUCUUUGAUAAUAAACUACAGCUUUUGCAGUUAAGGUG
Messenger RNA from Platichthys flesus (European flounder), 2414 nucleotides. RefSeq names its product lumican (gene lum). Bases 456 to 1481 code for a protein of 341 amino acids. NCBI's taxonomy places the organism in Eukaryota, Metazoa, Chordata, Actinopteri, Pleuronectiformes, Pleuronectidae. The transcript has 3 exons. Gene Ontology annotation, molecular function: protein binding. The record is from RefSeq and is a predicted model, not a curated record.